AUGGGCAGCACCAUGGAGCCCCGCGGGGGCGGGUACCUGCACCUGGGCGCGCUGACCUCCCCCGUGGGCACGGCCCGAGUGCUGCAGCUGGCCUUCGGCUGCACCACCCUCAGCCUGGUGGCCCACCGUGGCGGCUUCGCGGGCCCGCAGGGCGCCUUCUGCAUGGCCGCCUGGGGCUUCUGCUUCGCCCUCUCGGGCCUGGUGCUCGGCUGCGAGGUGACCCGGCUGCACUGCUGCCUGCGCCUCUCCUGGGGCAACUUCACGGCCGCCUUCGCCAUGCUGGCCGCGCUGCUGUCGGCCACGGCCGCCGUCCUCUACCCGCUGCACUUCGCCCGCCUGCAGUGCCCGCCCGCGCCCGCGGGCUGCGCCGCCCGGGACUUCCGGCUGGCCGCCAGCGUCUUCGCCGGGCUGCUGUUCCUGGCCUACGCGGCCGAGGUGGCCCUGACCCGCGCCCGGCCCGGCCAGGUGGCCAGCUACAUGGCCACGGUGUCCGGGCUCCUCAAGAUCGUCCAGGCCUUCGUGGCCUGCAUCGUCUUCGGGGCGCUGGCCCAGGACGCCGCCGGCUACCGGCGCUACGCGGCCACCCAGUGGUGCGUGGCGGUCUACGGCCUGUGCUUCCUGGCCACGGCGGCCGUGGUGGCGCUGAGCGUGCUGGGCCACGCGAGCGGCCCCUUCGAGCACGCCGUGGCCGUCUACACCUUCCUGGCCGUGCUGCUCUACCUCAGCGCCGCCGUCGUCUGGCCCGUCUUCUGCUUCGACCCCAAGUACGGCGAGCCCCGGCGGCCGCCCGACUGCGCCCGCGGCCGCUGCGCCUGGGACAGCCGGCUGGUGGUGGCCAUCUUCACCUACGUCAACCUGCUGCUCUACGUGGCCGACCUGGCCUACUCCCAGCGGAUCCGCUUCCUGCCCGCCCCGUAG
Messenger RNA from Pipistrellus nathusii (Nathusius's pipistrelle), 918 nucleotides. Lineage: Eukaryota; Metazoa; Chordata; Mammalia; Chiroptera; Vespertilionidae. The record is from the annotation of a GenBank genome assembly.